This is a messenger RNA of Cheilinus undulatus (humphead wrasse), 2159 nucleotides long. RefSeq names its product SRY-box transcription factor 17 (gene sox17). The transcript is spliced from 2 exons. The record is from RefSeq and is a predicted model, not a curated record. Gene Ontology annotation, molecular function: RNA polymerase II cis-regulatory region sequence-specific DNA binding; DNA-binding transcription activator activity, RNA polymerase II-specific. Lineage: Eukaryota; Metazoa; Chordata; Actinopteri; Labriformes; Labridae. Gene Ontology annotation, biological process: angiogenesis; heart development; vasculogenesis. The coding region runs from base 193 to 1359 and encodes 388 amino acids.
UGACUAGUCGGUAUCAUUGUGUCCACGCGCCUCCUGGAAGCUGCGAAUGAUGUGACUUAUUAUUCCUCUCCAUUUCGUAUCUACAGCAGAGCACCUUGUUGAAUUUUCGCCAUCGUCUCUCUGCAUGCUUUCCUCAGUGGUGUGCUGACGCCUCGCGAGCUUGUCUCUCCAAACCCUCCCAGCCUGACAGAGAUGAGUAGUCCCGAUGCGGGUUACGCCAGCGACGAUCAGACCCAGGCAAGGUGUACGAUGUCAGUCAUGAUGCCUGGAAUGGGACACUGCCAGUGGGCCGAUCCUCUCAGUCCUCUCGGGGACACCAAAGUGAAAAACGAGCCGUGCGCCUCCGCCGGGAGCUCCGGGAGUCAGAACCGCGGCAAGAGCGAGCCGCGGAUCAGACGGCCCAUGAACGCUUUUAUGGUGUGGGCGAAGGAUGAGCGCAAAAGACUGGCGCAGCAGAACCCGGACUUGCACAACGCGGAGCUCAGCAAAAUGUUGGGGAAAUCAUGGAAAGCCCUUCCUGUCACAGAGAAGCAGCCUUUUGUGGAGGAGGCCGAGCGGCUGCGUGUCCAGCACAUGCAGGACCACCCGAACUACAAGUACCGGCCACGGCGGAGAAAGCAGGUGAAAAGGAUCAAGCGGUUAGACUCAGGCUUUCUGGUCCAUGGUGUGUCCGAGCACCAGCCCCCGGCGAUGGAGGGCAUGGCUCUUGGCUACCACGAGCACAGCUUCCAGCUUCCUCAGCAGCCACUUGGUCACUACAGAGAUGCUCAGGCUCUCGGGGGUCCCUCUUACGAGAGCUACAGCCUGCCCACACCUGACACCUCCCCUCUGGAUGCCGUGGAGUCGGACCCCAUGUUCUUCCCUCCACACACGCAGGAAGACUGCCACAUGAUGCCAGUGUACGCGUACCACUCCCAGGCUGCAGAGUACCAACCCCAGGACCCUGUCUCCAACCACAACCCUGUCCUGCACCGACACCAAGCCUCCUCCUCAGAGCCUGCCACCCUGCCCCCGUCCUACAUGGGACACCCCAACCCUCUAGCCAUGUACUACACCCAGCACUGCAGCCCCAGCCACCCAAAGAGGCACCCUGGCGGGGCAGGACAGCUCUCCCCUCCUCCUGACGCUCACCCUCACCCUGCAGACAGCGUUGAGCACAUGCACCACUCAGACCUGCUGGCCGAGGUGGACCGCAGUGAGUUCGAGCAGUAUUUGAGCUCCUCCUCGGCACGUGCGGACAUGACGGGCCUGCCAUACGGGCCCCACGAGGCCGGCAUGCAAGGACCCGAGAGCCUCAUAUCGUCGGUGCUGUCGGACGCCAGCACAGCUGUGUAUUACUGCAGCUACAACAACUCCUAACCUCCUGUCCACCCUGCUGUAAGGACUCAGGACCUGACCUCAAAUCUCUGAAGCUAAAUUUGAAUAAAACGUGUUUAUUUUUGUAUUUUUUAUUUUCACUAGACGGCAUGAAGAUAAAGACUGUUGUGCUCUAUGUGCCCAAGAAAAGCCAUAAAACAUUAGACACAUGAACACUGGGUUUCUUCCUUUCUCGCAGGGAUAUGAAUCAUAUUGUGAUAAUAAAUGAUGUACAGACACUAUUUUAAGGAUUAUGUAUAUACGGAUGUUGUUUUUUUUAUACUUUUUGCACUUUUGAGAAAUAAAUCGUUGCAAAUAUUUAUCCUGUCCUGUUUUUUUUUUGGUCACGUAAUCUUAACCUUUUCAGACCUGUCAAACUUUUUGUUUUUGUUUUUAAAUGUGAGAACAUGUUAAAGCUCCUGUACAGAAAUUUUGGUUUAAGAGGAUUUUGGUGCCCCCUUGGGAUUUGAAGUAUAAUGUUGUUCCAUUUUUUAUAUUUCGCUGGUAUCAGACCAAAACCUCCCGUCCCCAAACCCACCGACUUUCAGGGAACGGGGGAGAAAACACUGUAUUUUCAAACAAUUAACACUGAUUGUCAGCCUCUUAUUUCACAUUUUUAUUGGAUAAAAUGUGUAAAACCCACUGACAGAUAUAAAGGAUAACCAAUAACAUUAGUUCAUAACAAAAAAAAACGGGAAAAAUGGAAAAAAGAGGUAAUUUUCAAUCACGAUUAAUCUCGAGUAUCUGUAGUUGAACACAAUUUGUCAUAUCCUAUUUAACACAUUUAAAAUUCCAACAUUUUG